Cutaneotrichosporon cavernicola is the source of this 1008-nucleotide messenger RNA. RefSeq lists its product as uncharacterized. The transcript has a single exon. The record is from RefSeq and is a predicted model, not a curated record. Lineage: Eukaryota; Fungi; Basidiomycota; Tremellomycetes; Trichosporonales; Trichosporonaceae. Bases 1 to 1008 code for a protein of 335 amino acids.
AUGCCGGGCUUCAACCACAUCAGAGUCCGCAAGUCGUACUCGCGCGACACGAUCAUGGUCUCGCCAGUGGACGAGAACGGUGCGGACAGAUAUGCGGACGCAUCGAACCCACACGUCGUGCAGGCUGUCUCGCAUGCGACCAUCGUCGACGACGAGUGUAAUGGGGGUAUCCCCAACACGCACGUCGCGUAUCAAUACCUCGCCGAUGCGCUUGGGAGUGUACGUGUCCUCCGUCGCGGGCCAGAGAUGAGCGGCGGUCCCGAACCGCGCCCAACCUUACCUGGGCGAAUCAAGGCGCAAACAAUGGUCCGCUUCAUCGACCUGACGGCGUGGAACUCGGACGAGCCCGACAACUACUGGCGCACGCGGCCGAUCAUGAGUCUCCUCCCCCGUCCUCAAGGGGCGACGCGAACGGUCCUCAACACGUCCUUUGAUCCUCGGCAUCCACGCCUCCGCGAGGCGAGUUUCAGUGCAUAUUUCCUCGGACAGAGAGAGGUGGUUCUCAUCUUCACGCCAUAUGAGCGCGUACAGACUCCGCCUCCAAGCAAAGUCGUACCGAUGAGUGCGACGAAUUCGCCAACAGGUACACCGGGGACACCUAUCGAGGGGCAGUCUCCACGCACCAGUUCGGAAAAGCGGAUGGGGUUCAUCACAAGUAACAUUCCACCCGAGGACCGGUGGCUCGGAAUGAUCAACGACCUCAUGUACGCCCUCUCCGAGUGUUUCCAGGGCACAACGUGUAAAUUCACCCUGGUGGGAUUGGACACGAUCCCAACCGCCGCACUCAAUCUCGACCCGGCGCUGGCAGACGAUUGGAUCACCCGCCGCGAGAAGAUUCGCAAGUAUAUCGGACGCCAGGUCAACUUUACCCGCGGCGUGUAUCCGCCCCAGCCGCCGAUUCCGGCUGAUCAGCUCGCCGCCCUCAUCAAGGAUAUUGAUAUCCUCACCCGCGACGAGUACCGCCAGCAGGUUGGGCAGGAGGAGUUUGACCUCGUUACCGUGUGGUAG